AGCCUCGACUCAGUCGAAAAAAACCGUUGAAUGAGUCAGAUGCGGGUCGGAUGGUUUCGCAGACCAAUGAAUUAACUCGCCCACGUCUACAAGCCCUCGAUUCAAAAGUUCCUAUACAAUGUAAGCCUAAGAAUAAAUCAUAACAUAGUACAAAACUAUCGCCGCUAACUUAAAGAAAUCAACAACCGAACCAGCUAAAAACCCUUCAUACCCGAAGUCCAAACACAUAUGUCCAAAAAACAGCCAACUGAAAUCGACCAAACUUUAAAUGCCUUCUUCUGAAGGUCCAACGAUCCAGUCAGCUGAUAAUGGAUUCGACGGCUUUUAAGGACUUCAGAAAACUUCAAUUCUGUUAGGGAGUGACCAUGCCAUCCACUGAAUAAAUUGCUCCAAUAAUGGUAAUGACGACGGCUCUCCAAUGUCCAGUACUGAUGUGGAAUCUUUUAACGGCAAAAUAGUUUACAAUCUCGAUGGCAGCGCCAUUAUUAUCGACGCAGACAAUGCCAAUGGAAGUGGAUCGGCGUCUGCCCAAAGUUUUUAUGCCUUAACUUCGACUUCAAAAAAAAUCUCAAAGGUCAAAGAUCUUGGGCAGGAGGAAAAAGAAAAAGAGCGUCUGCAUCAACAUCAUCAAGAGCAAAACGAGGAACAGGAGCAGGAACGAACUGAUUUGGAUGCUGGUCCUUGUGUCGAAGCCUUGAAAGGAGCAUCCUACAAAUUGAGUCCAAAAAUUCAUUCCUUUCGUGUGGUGUCCGCGCAAGAUGCAAACUCAACCUGCCAGGAUCAAAUUAGAGCAUUCAAAAUCCAAAAACCAAUUUUAAUGUGUUUUAUAUGCAAGUUGUCCUUUGGCAACGUUAAGUCUUUUAGCUUGCAUGCAAACACUGAACACAGACUCAACCUGGAAGAGCUCGAUCAGCAGCUACUUAAUCGCGAGUAUUCCAGUGCCAUUAUUCAGCGAAAUAUGGAUGAAAAGCCGCAGAUAUCAUUUCUACAACCUUUGGAUAAUAAUACCACCAGCGCUGCCACCGAUGACGCCGAGAAGAUUCAAAUAACACCUGUUGGCAUUGGCGCUAGUCUGUCUUCGUCUCCGCAGCCAGUUUUCAGCAAUGAGUCUAAACUGGAACCCGAACAAAAGCAGGAGACUGAACAGGUCCGAGUCCUGGACCAGGGCCAUGAGCAAGAGCUUGAAACUGAUCAGGACACUAGUAGUAGUAAAAUGGCAGCACCUAGUGCAUAUCUCCCAUUAUCAUCGCCUAAAGUAGCAGUAAAAUCCACUGUGAAACUUGGUUCCUUAAACUCAGCAACAGCAAAGACUAAUAACCUAUCAAAAGUAUCCUCAACCAGUUCACCUACAUCGGCAUACGCAUCCGGAGAGGUCUCAUUGCCCAGUACUGAUAAUAUAAGUAUCAAUAAGUUAACCAAUUUUAACCAAGUAGUAGAGCCGCCAUCCUCGUCUUCAUCAGAAAUCGAAAUGAAAAUAGGCUCUAUGUCCGCAUCACCCCAAACAAAUGAUUCGGAUGUGCCCUGCCCAGAUUUUUUGCAACUGCAGCAUGGUGCGGCUGGCAGCAUAUACCCUGCUCAAGUUAGUUCCUUCCAUGCAUCUCUAGCAGCGCUGGCCGCCAAUGAAUCGAAUGACGACCGGGUUAAACUGAUCACAGAGUUCCUCCAGCAGCAACUUCAGCAACAUCAGCAGCAGAGCUCACUAUUUCCCAGCAAAUGUCCUGAUCAUCCCGACCUCAAUGGUGUGGACUGCAAAACCUGCGAGCUCCUCGACAUCCAGCAGCAGUCAAAGUCGCCGUGUUUUUCGCAUCAGCAUCUCUCCCAGUCUUUGCCCCAGCUUCAAGUUCAGUCCCAGCCCCAACAGAUCCCACAUCGAUCUCCUUGCGGCAACAGUGCUGGCCUUGCAAUAUCACCCAGUGCCUCAUCGGUGGCCAGCGUGGGAAAUGCGUCGAACGCCACUUCCAGCUUUACAAUCGGCGCCUGUUCCGAGCACAUCAAUGGUCGACCCCAAGGAGUGGACUGUGCGCGAUGUGAAAUGCUUCUAAACUCAGCUCGAUUAAAUAGCGGCGUGCAAAUGUCUACUCGCAACUCUUGCAAAACUCUUAAAUGUCCGCAAUGUAAUUGGCAUUAUAAAUACCAGGAGACACUGGAAAUCCACAUGCGGGAGAAGCAUCCUGAUGGGGAGAGUGCCUGUGGUUAUUGCCUUGCAGGACAGCAGCAUCCUCGGCUGGCUCGGGGGGAAUCCUACUCCUGCGGUUAUAAGCCGUACCGCUGUGAAAUCUGUAACUACUCUACGACCACCAAGGGUAAUCUUUCCAUUCACAUGCAGUCGGAUAAGCAUCUGAACAAUAUGCAGGAGCUUAAUAGUUCCCAAAAUAUAGUAGCUGCUGCGGCUGCUGCCGCGGCGACUAGCAAAUUGCUUCUGUCGAGCUCAUCUCCAGCUCAUCAAGGAGCUACUGCGGGCCCAUCUAACAGUGGAACGGGCAGUGCCACCAGCGGCGCUGGGUGCGGCGGAUCUAGCAACGUUGGCGGUAACGCGCCACUGGGCGGAAACGCAGCAUCUGCGGGCACGGGAGUAUGUAACUCCAAUGCCAAUGCUGGAAGUAGUGUCAGCAGCGCCAGCGUAAAGCCAAAGCCAUCAUUUCGCUGUGACAUCUGCAGCUAUGAGACCUCCGUAGCCCGCAACCUGCGCAUUCACAUGACUAGUGAGAAGCAUACCCACAAUAUGGCUGUUCUACAGAACAACAUCAAACACAUCCAGGCUUUCAACUUUUUACAGCAACAAGGCGCUAGCGGUAGUGCUUCAGGACACAGCUCUGGGAGCUUCAUGCCCGAGGUUGCGUUAGCUGAUCUGGCUUAUAACCAGGCUCUUAUGAUCCAGCUCCUUCACCAACAGCAACAACAACAGCAAUCAGCUAAUACCAAAUUGUCACCCUCAUCUUCACCUGUAAGCACUCCGGAUCAGUUUUCCUUCUCCCCAAAGCCAUUGAAGAUUAGUCAUGGAGCAGGAGUUGGCAUCGGCUUGGGAAUGCCAAUGGGAAUGAACCACGCCAAUGAUGUACCAGGAGAUUUAUCUGGCGAUGCUCAUCCACUGACGAAAACGGACAAGUGGCCCUCAGCGUUCUAUAGUUGUCUAAUCUGCGAUUGCUUCAGUACAAACAACUUGGACGAUCUCAACCAACAUUUGCUAGUAGAUCGAUCACGGCAAUCCUCCAGCGCCUCCAACGAAAUAAUGGUUAUUCACAAUAAUAACUAUAUAUGCCGGUUAUGUAAUUACAAAACGAAUCUCAAGGCCAAUUUCCAACUGCACAGCAAGACAGACAAGCAUCUGCAGAAACUUAACUUUAUCAACCACAUCAGAGAGGGCGGCCUCCGCAAUGAGUAUAAGCUGCAGUAUCAACAACAGCUGGCCGCAAAUAUGGUGCAACUAAAGUGCAACUGCUGCGACUUUCAUACCAAUUCUAUUCAAAAGCUGUCGCUUCACACACAGCAUAUGCGACACGACACGAUGCGUAUGAUAUUCCAGCACCUCCUGUACAUUGUUCAGCAAAGUCAAAUGCACAAGAAGGCUCCGGGCACGGCCGAAGAUGAUCCUCAAUUCUCCUGUCCGGAUGAAGAUCAGCAAUUGCAAUCGCAGUCGACUAAAAAACUGCUCCUCUGUCAGCUGUGCAACUUUACCGCUAAAAACCUGCAUGAAAUGGUUCUGCAUGUGAAAGGUAUGAGACACAUGCAAGUCGAACAAUUUAUAUGUUUGCAGCGUCGAAGUGAAAACCAAGAAAUACCCGCACUAAACGAGGUAUUUAAAGUGACGGAAUGGAUUUUGGACAACGAAGAGGUUACUUUCGAGACUGGAUUUAACUUGGCAAGAAUCGAACCAAAUGAUGAAACCCCGGAUGUCGGAUUUGUUGCUGCAUCAUCUGCGACUGGAGAGUCUGCCAUUCCCGAUGUUAGUAUUUGUUCACCAACUUCUCCCUCAAGUUUUGCGACAUCAUGUGGCAAGACUUUGGGUCACUUUCCAUCUUCAAGCGUAAAUAACUUUGGUUCUGGUGCCCCAGUUCCUACCACAGUAUUUAAGUGCAAUCUCUGCGAAUACUUCGUACAAUCAAAGGGCGACAUUGCUUCUCAUAUUGAGACUGAGCACCCGUGUGCUGAGAGUGAUAACUUUAUUAGUAUACCCACCAACACCGCUGCUCUGCAAGCUUUUCAAACAGCUAUGGCAGCAGCCGCUCUAGCUGCGGUGCAACAACGUUGCGCCGCUAUGAAUGCACCGACUCAUGAUGCUGUCGAAACAGAUAAGAGCAUGGAUACGAAUGCUAGUGACGGCCCAUUUGGCAUUAAGCGGGAGCGGAUUGAGGAAGAGGACGAACCCCUGGCAGAAAUAGAGGAUUCCAAAAAAAUGGCUCCGCAGGCGACUGUAUCGGCAUCUUCGGAGUCGCCGAAAGAUUCGGAAGCUCAAGUAGGUGUGCAGUGUCCUCUGUGUCUAGAGAACCAUUUUCGGGACAAGCAGUACCUGGAGGCCCAUUUAACAAGCGUUCACAGUGUUACCAGGGAUGGUCUGUCUCGGCUUUUGUUGCUGGUGGAUCAGAAAGCCUGGAGAAAAGGAAGUGAGUGCAUUGAUAUAACCUCUCAAGUUCCAUAUGCGAAUAGCAGCACCGAAGAGGCAACACCUGCACCCAAUGAAGGCUUCGAGGGCACUUCAAGCUUUUCGGCCUCCAGUGCAAACGAAACCAAGUGCGCCAGUGCGACUAAUUCAAGUCACCCAGUGGGAAUGCAAGGACUCUCCUGCCAGCAGUGUGAGGCCAGCUUCAAGCACGAGGAACAGCUACUUCAGCAUGCGCAACAGAACCAACAUUUUUCAUUGCAAAAUGGGGAGUAUUUGUGUCUCGCCUCCAGCCACAUAAGUCGGCCCUGCUACAUGAGUUUUAGAACCAUUUCAACUAUGAUCAGCCACUUCCAAGACUCUCACAUGAGCUUAGUUAUCUCAGAGCGCCACGUCUACAAAUAUCGUUGCAAACAGUGUUCCCUGGCGUUCAAAACUCAAGAAAAGCUCACCACGCACAUGCUGUACCACACAAUGCGGGAUGCAACAAAGUGCUCCCUUUGCCAACGAAACUUCCGGAGCACGCAGGCGCUGCAGAAACACAUGGAGCUGGCACACUCCGAAGACGGAACACAAUUAGCAAGGUCAAAUAGUCCUCAAACGACGACAUUGAAUGCCGAUGAGGUGCACAAAAAUUCAUCAGGGGAAACUCUUGCGCUAGAAAGAGAGGUCGCAGGGAAUGAUGUCUCUCCGCUUCGCGUGGAGUCACAAGCUAGCAAGGAAAUUAGGUAUUUGACACCUAGCCCAAUGUCUCUGGAUUCCCAGAACCAGCAGCAAUACCUCGCAACUUUUGCAGCUUUGCUAAAGCAGCAACAGUGUAACUCAGAUGCUGUAGGCGUCCACCCCGAAGCCUUAUCACUGUCCACUGGAGAAAUUUCCCAGCACUUGCAGGGCUUACAAAAUCUGCAAAAUCUUCAGCAUAUGCAACAGCAUUUUGGCGCCGCAGCUGCCGCCUCGGGACUGCCGAUUAACCCGGUGGAUAUGCUCAAUUUAAUGCAGUUUCACCAUUUGAUGUCCCUUAACUUCAUGAACCUAGCACCCCCUUUGGUAUACGGCGCGAACGCCCCCGGAAGCAAUACUGUUCCCGUGCCAACAGCUCAAAACAUCAGCAUUACCUCCACCAACGCGGCUGUCGCGACAGGAUUAUCUGAUGCUCAGCUCACCAGCGGAGUCAACGCUUUACCGGUAGACUCUGUUAAAGGAACGACAGUCUCAGCUCCACCUCAGCACAAUGUCAACUCAAACUCCCAGCUGGCAAGCAACCAAAAACGGGCCCGUACGCGUAUUACAGAUGACCAGUUAAAAAUUUUGCGGGCACAUUUCGACAUAAAUAACUCACCAAGUGAAGAGAGCAUUAUGGAAAUGUCACAGAAAGCAAAUCUUCCAAUGAAGGUGGUUAAACACUGGUUCCGAAAUACGUUGUUCAAAGAAAGGCAACGCAACAAGGAUUCUCCUUAUAAUUUUAAUAAUCCACCGUCGACAACUCUUAAUUUGGAGGAGUAUGAACGUACAGGUCAGGCCAAAGUUACCCCUUUGAAUGAUACUAGCAUCACAAUAUCAGCGCCAAUGACUACAGAAACGGUUUCUUCAGCAUCGUCUGUUAAUACCAAUCUGAACUCUAAAGAAAACUCAACUACAAGAGUGACCACGGUUGGAAAAGCAAUAUCAUCCGUGCCCGUCUUAUUUGCUGCUACCGUUCCAAGCUCUACGCCUGUUUCUCGCCCAGAAUCGACCAACUCGAGCGGCAACAUAUCCGAUUAUCUUAGCAAUAAUUUAUUUUUUGGACAGCACGGGGGUAAGGACCAAGGCUUGCAAUAUCCUGUAGAAGGGCAAAUAAAAUCAGAGCCUCAGGAUGACAUGAUUGGGGCCAUUGACUUCGCAUUCCAAACAAAACAUCAGCCAAACAUUAACUUAAAGCAUCAACAGGAACUUGCGGAUCCGCCAGAACAAUCUAUUACAAAUCAAGAUACGGAUAUGUCCCAGGACCAAUCGUUACAUGCAGGUUCUUCACUUCACUGUCAAAGUCAACAGCAAACAAACAUUUUUGAAACCAAAUCGGAGAGUGGUAGCUCCGAUGUAAUGUCACGCCCUCCUACUCCGUGCAGUGGAGCUGCAGGAAAUCUCUACGGCAGUAUGAAUGAUUUAAUAAACCAACAAUUAGAAAACAUGGCUAGUAAUAUGGGGCCACCAAAAAAACUGCAGGUUGUUGGAAAAACAUUCGACAAGAACUCAGCUCCAAUCUCGAGCUCGGCCAGUGCCAGCACUCAGUUCGAAAGUAACUCUUCCAACUCAUCAAGUUCCUCAUCAUCGACAUCGGGUGGUAAGCGAGCCAACCGAACCCGUUUCACGGACUAUCAAAUAAAGGUUUUGCAGGAAUUUUUUGAGAACAAUUCAUACCCGAAAGACAGCGAUCUUGAGUAUUUAAGUAAGCUUUUGUUAUUGUCCCCCCGUGUAAUUGUAGUUUGGUUUCAAAAUGCCAGGCAAAAGCAACGCAAGAUUUACGAAAACCAACCGAACAAUUCCCUCUUCGAAAAUGAGGAGACUAAAAAACAAAACAUUAACUAUGCUUGCAAAAAGUGUAGCCUUGUGUUUCAACGGUAUUACGAGCUAAUACGCCACCAGAAAAAUCACUGCUUCAAAGAGGAGAAUAACAAAAAAUCCGCCAAGGCACAAAUCGCUGCUGCUCAAAUCGCUCAGAAUUUGAGCUCUGAGGAUUCCAACUCCUCCAUGGAUAUACAUCAUGUUGGUAUUUGUCCGUCAGGCUCAACAGUAGUUUCGCAAACUAUGUCAACCGUCUCUGCAGCCACUCUGCCGGGACAGUUUCCACAGCAAUCAAUUGCCGCUUUUCCGUCACCACAGCAUUUGUUUGCGAAGUCAUCUUCACUCACUGACUUCAGCCCAUCCACGACCCCUACGCCCCCCCAACGAGAACGGAGUAACAGUUUAGACCAUCCACAAAGAACUCCCAAGUAUGACUGUGAUAAAUGCGAACUGCAGUUUAACCACUUGGAGAAAUUGCGAGAGCAUCAACUAUUGCACCUGAUGAAUCCAGAAACAAUAUUUUCAGUCCCAGUCCAAAAUUCGAGCCCAGACGCCAAUUUCGGUCCGUUCGGUAGUAUAUUGCAAAGUCUACAACAAGCAGCGGUUCAACAACAACAGCCUGAAAACCAACCACCACCAACAAAAAAACGAAAAUACUCGGAUAGCUCUUCCAAUCCAGAUGAUUUACCGACUAUAUCGGAACUCGAGGCUUCACAUAAGAAGCACGAAUUCCUGUAUAAAUAUUUUGUGCAAAAUGAAACGAACUCAGAAUUGAAACAGCAGUUUCUAAUGCAGCGCAAACAUAAGAAAGCAGUGCAACUUCAGUCCCAAGAACAAGGAAAUGAAUUCGACUUUGAACUGGAAUUCUUAACUAAUUUCUAUCAGCAGAGCGAAUUAAAAAAAGUCAGUAACUAUGACUUUUUACUGCAGUACUAUCGCACACAGGAAGAGGCAGCACUGAAGACAAAAUCAAAUCAACAGCAUCCGUUUAGCUCUAGUAAAAAGCCAACCAUCGAGUUUCUACUACAGUAUUAUCAACUGAACGAGUCAAAAAAGUUUUUUCAGUUAGUUGCCUCGCCCCAAAUAAUGCCUGAUGGCCUAGGCUACAAACCGUCGUCGCAGAUGCCAAAACCUACGGCGGAUGAAAUUAUUAAUGUCAUUGCCGAAACAUCGUUGGCGCAGGCAACAGAACUACACAGAAUAAAGCAAGAAGAACAAAUCAGCAUAGACAGGCCAUGCGAAGAAAAGGAGUUAUUUAAAAACAGAAAUGAAGUUGAAAAGCUUAAUAACAAUAACGUUAACAUUAACUCGGUGAAAACCGAUACAACCGAGGCGAACGGUAGCAAAUUAGUUGACAUUAUAGAAGAGGUGUCAGUGGCUCCUACAUCAAUAACAAUAAAUGAUGAUAGCAAAUAUUUAAGCACGAGAUCCUUACAAAAAGAUGACAAGGAAAAGUCUCAAUACCUACACAAUCUAGAAGACUUCCUGGAUGCCACUAUGAUAGAGAAUAACUCUCAGACCCUGACUUUUAAUGAUGACGAAAAAGCUUGCCAAAAGGAUGAAACGAAUAUACCAUCAAUCCAUAAAGCAAACGAGAUGGAGAUACGGUCUUCUGUGUCUCCUGUUAAUGUUUCAUCCAAACAAAACAAACGUCUACGUACAACUAUUCUUCCGGAGCAACUGAACUUUUUGUAUGAAUGCUAUCAAUCCGAAUCAAACCCAAGCCGAAAAAUGCUUGAAGAGAUAUCUAAGAAAGUAAAUCUUAAGAAACGCGUAGUGCAAGUCUGGUUUCAAAAUUCUCGGGCCAAAGACAAAAAAUCCCGCAAUCAGCGGCACUAUGCACACAUAUCUGACGAUAACAGCUAUGAUGGUUCUAGUGGCAAAGAGGUUAUCAGCGACCUAAAAGCUAAUGGCGUGCCCCUGGAACAGGAUCACGAAAUGAAUCUUCAGGACUGCCAGCUGUGCCAAGUCACCCAAGUCAACAUCCGAAAGCACGCUUUUAGCGUAGAGCAUAUCUGCAAGAUGAAGAAGCUACUCGAACAAACCACCGAGUUUUAUGCCCAGAGCAAUGGCAGCGGCAGCGAUGACAACGAUUCCGACAGGGAAAAAAGAUUUUACGACUUUUCGAAGACCUUUCUGUUCCAACAUGUUGUUUCGAAUGCGUCAAGCAACGCUAAUCUUACUCCAGGAUCUGUACAAGAUUCAAAUGCUCUUCCUGAAAAGAACUGUAUGCUUAACUAUGAUUCUGCUGGUGGUAAUUCCAAAAGUCAUAUGCAGCAUAACUUGCCAGCCGAAAUCGGCAAUGAUGAUGUGCGAAAAAUCGCUGGUAAUCAGGAAAUAAUGCAGCAGCUCUUCAACCGAAACCAUAUCACCGUUAUAGGUGGAAAGUAAUUUGGAGUGUUUGUAUGGCCUUAAAACCAAGGUGGUUAAGACAUAGACUACAAAUGGAAAAAUGAUUGCAUAAUGAGAUGCGAAAGAUACGUACAGGAGAAAAAUACGAACAUACACAAACCAUACUACGAAAACUAAAAAGUUCCUAUUUUAAUGAAAUUUAUAAAAACAUUGACAUUCCAUGAACCAAAUGAAUAUACAGAUAUAUGUAUUGAAAUUCUUGCGAAGACCUAUUUCAACAUUAGUAAGAAUUUUUUAAUUAAACGGAAGUGUUCCUAACUAUUCAAAAUAUAAAUUAGCGAUAAUCUUAAAGUAUACACAAUUGUGGCAAUCCUAUAAAUUUCGAAACGGAGGGCUUAACUUUAAUAAGUCGAGAAACCAUGGCAGCUCCAAAAAUAAUAUGUAAUAACUUAGAUACAUAUAUAAUGAACUAGAUUUAAUGAAACGUAAACUGAGUUCCUAGCAUUUGAUUGCUUUAUGCCUUUGUUUUCUAUAUUAGAAUGUAAUCAAUGAAUACUAAGAUCUGCUUCGGCAUGCCGAUCUUUUAAACAUUUUUCAAAAGCUGAAGUUACACAGCGGUUCCUAUUACAUUUUCGGAAACUGUACAUGGACAUUAUAAACAAACUGAUUUUUAUUUAUUUUAUUCUGUCAUAUGCUGAGAGUAAAUGUGCCAAUAAUUUAUUUUGCAAUGCAUGCUUAUAGCAUAGGAAACAUUAUAUCUCUAAAGGUAUAUUAUACUAAAAAUGACAUGAGUUCAAAUUUCUAUAAAAAAAUAGAGAAUACAUCCUGACUAUUUAAAAAGAAAAAAGGAAAUGGCUUAAAAAAAUUAUUA
This is a messenger RNA of Drosophila rhopaloa, 10361 nucleotides long. It is a transcript of the gene zfh2, whose product is annotated as zinc finger protein 2. The record is from RefSeq and is a predicted model, not a curated record. Gene Ontology annotation, cellular component: nucleus. Gene Ontology annotation, biological process: regulation of transcription by RNA polymerase II. Gene Ontology annotation, molecular function: RNA polymerase II cis-regulatory region sequence-specific DNA binding; DNA-binding transcription factor activity, RNA polymerase II-specific. The transcript has 14 exons. Lineage: Eukaryota; Metazoa; Arthropoda; Insecta; Diptera; Drosophilidae. The coding region runs from base 419 to 9529 and encodes 3036 amino acids.